Oncorhynchus tshawytscha (Chinook salmon) is the source of this 2520-nucleotide messenger RNA. Its product is annotated as EF-hand calcium-binding domain-containing protein 6-like. The record is from RefSeq and is a predicted model, not a curated record. Gene Ontology annotation, molecular function: calcium ion binding. NCBI's taxonomy places the organism in Eukaryota, Metazoa, Chordata, Actinopteri, Salmoniformes, Salmonidae. Gene Ontology annotation, cellular component: nucleoplasm.
AUGGUUGCCGUGGUGCCCCCGAGCUACGAGCUGAGGUGUGGAGGAGAACGAGGAAAGAUGGAGGAAGGAAUUGGGAACCUGAAGAAUGUAAUCCGGGCCUUUCGUCUGUUUGACUACAACCGAGACGGACAUGUCCAGCAACACGAGCUGUGCAGGAUACUGGAGAACUCCUGCUUCCCCUUGUCACAGAGAGACUACCAGAGACUGUGGACCCACUAAAGCCCUAACGACAUGGCAACAAUGUCCUACAAAGUGUUCCUGGAGAAGCUGGGCCUGGAAUCUAUCAAGUACAGGAAGUUUGUCCCGGAGCCUCCAAAGCUAGCACUGCAAGCGUUUGAUGUCACCCACUCUGGACUGGUGUCACAGGAAGACCCGAGGGCCAUGCUCAGCACCUUCCUGUUUCCCAUGAGCCUCAGCACCUUCCAGAGCCUGUUACCAAUUCCCUGCUGGCCCCAUCUGAGCCCAGCCCAGGUCAGAGAGCUCCUGAUCCUGCUGGACCCAGAGCACACUGGGGUCAUUACCCAGCCCAGCCUGAAGCUGCUCAACCCCAGGAAGGUGCACUCUGCCCCGGGGAGGGAGAUACUACACACCCCUACUGGAGGAUGGAAGGAGGAGAUCAUGGAGGAUGCGGCUCAGGCCAGUGCGUUCCCCCAGCACCACUGUGGGGGGGGAGGUCCAAGGGUUCGCACGGUGGAGAACAUUAUGUUCAGGACGCUGAAAGAGAGGCUGGACCACAGACACGUUACCCUCGACAACCAUAUCUGGGCAACGGCCAGUAGCUCAGACGGAAUGCUGUCGUUGAGAGAUCAAAAGAAGGCUAAGCCACGCCUCCUGACAGCGCAGGACUGCCUCAGUGUGAUCAAAAAGAGGAUCGAGAACAUCCACGGGGACAUCCUGUCAGCGUUCCGUGUGAUGGAUCAGAACUGUGACAGCGUGGUGGACAGGCAUGACUUCAGAGAGCUGUAUGACAGUCUGGGCCUGGUCACUAAGGAGUACCAGCGCCUGCUGCAGCUGCUGGGCCUGCAGCCUGGAGCCAACCUCAACUACCCAGAGUUCUUCACCCUCGGUCUGGUCUUCAAGAAGGACCUCAGGAGUCUCUUCUUUACCUACGACCUCCCCAUCAGUCCUGAUGAGUUAGAGGAACUAGAGCUGGGCGUGGAUCCAAAGGAGGUGGGACAUGUGAGGAAGGAUGCAGACACCACCCCCAUACAUGGUCUCCCUGCAGGGGCUACGUUGACCGAGAGUCUGGUGUGGCUCUGUCCUGGGAGAGCUGCUGGUAGGAUACGGGAACUGGUCACUGCAUCGAUGGAUAUACUCCACAAGGCCUUCUCUGCCUUAGACAGGAGUGGGAACGGGGCGGUCACCCCUUUGGAGUUCCGGCGGGUGCUGGGCCAUUUCUGUGCCCGCCUCUCGGACCCCCAGUUCAGAUUCCUGCUCGACAGAAUGAAUCUGAACUGGGAGUACCACACGGUGUACUGGAGAGACUUCCUCAACCAGUUCAACCUGAACACAGAGUGGGUCAGUGAGAAAGUUGUCUCCGCCUGCCUGUACAACAUCACCAAGGAGCUGGAUGACACCAUCUCCAAAGAGGACUUCAGAAUGAUGUGUGACCGCCAUUUCAUGAGGCUCACCUUUGACCAGUUCGAGAGGGUGUGGGAGAAGCUGCCAGUGAAUGUGCUGGGGGAUCUGGAGUACAGGGAGUUCCUGAAGCACGCCAGGGGAACUGUUGCGAUAAGGGACAAGACCACAGACCCAGAGGACAUCUGUCCCCUGAAAUCCGCAUCACCAUCAUCCCCUGGGCUCAUAGAUAUGAUGUCACCAUCACCACCAUCCCCUGGCCCCAUAGAUAUGUCAUCUUCCCCACCAGCUCUACAGAGGCCAAAGACUACAGGCCUCAACCUCCAACGCUCAAAGUCGGAGGUGGAGAGGGAAAGCCCCCUGGUGAACUGUGGGGAGGUGGAGAGGAGGGUGAAGGGGGAGGUACAGCACUGCUGGAGGGACAUCCAGAGGUGCAGGGAAGAAGACAGAGACAGAGAGAUCAGCACAAACUGCUUCCUGGGUAUCCUCCAAGGCCUCAACGUCAGUGUGACCCAGAAGGAGCUAGAUCGGCUGGCCAUAAAAUUCGACAUGAGGGACAGUGGGCGCAUGUCAUAUCCUGACUUCCUACGUCACUUCCUCCUCAACCUCGAACCGCCAGCGGUCAGACAGCCCUUUGAGCGGCCCAAACUACCUCUCCCCACUACACCGAUGAGUGUGGGUGUUUUCUGUAGACAGUGUGUGGAAGCCAUGCUGAGGCUCUAUGACCCGGUCCAGCAGUUCUGGCGCUCCAUGAGGCAAAACUUUGUUACCUUCGAGCACACCCGCAGUGGCAAAAUCUCCAUGAAGGAAUUCAGAAAGGUGCUAAGGCAGUUCAGAGUGAACCUAUCCGAGGAGGAAUUCUUCCACCUCACCUCUUUCUUUGACAAAAACACUACGGGGAAGUUCUCCUACAAUGACUUCCUACGGGGCUUCCUACACUGA